UUUAAAAUUAUUCUUCCAUAGCCUCAGACCAUUCGGCAGACUCUUCAAAAGACCCUGCAGUAUUUUGAGCAUCAAGUUAUUGGUAGUUACAGAGAUGCAGAGAAGAAUUUUCACAAUAUAUCAAACAGAUGCUCCUAUACAGACUGCUCUGGCAAUGAAGAAACUGAAGAUGUCUCAGGAAUUCUCCAGUGUACGGCUAAUGUACUAGGUCUGAAGUUUGAGGAAAUGCAAGAAAAGUUUGGGGAGGAAUUCUUCAAUAUCUGCUUUGACGAGAAUGAAAGAGUUCUUCGAGCUGUAGGUGGAACCCUUCAAGACUUCUUCAAUGGCUUUGAUGCUUUGCUGGAGCAUAUUAGAACUUCAUUUGGAAGACAGGCCACCCUGGAAUCUCCUUCUUUCCUAUGCAAAGAACUCCCUGAAGGCAAUCUCAUGCUUCAUUAUUUUCACCCACACCAGAUUGUGGGAUUUGCAAUGACUGGAAUGAUAAAAGCAGCAGCAAAGAAGAUUUACCGCUUGGAAGUAGAAGUAGAACAGGUCACAAAUGAUAAGUUGUGUUCAGAGGGGACAAACCCAGGUAACUGCAGUUGUUUGACUUUCCUUAUCAAAGAACAUGAAAAUGCAAAUACCACAAAAGCACUUCCACCAGGAACUUCCCAGUCCCCCUUAGACCUGAGGAUUAGUAUCAGCACCUUCUGCAGAGCUUUCCCCUUUCACCUGAUGUUUGAUCCAAACAUGCUGGUUCUCCAGCUUGGAGAAGGUCUUAGGAAGCAGCUCAGAUGUGACACUCAUAAAACCCUGAAAUUCCAAGACUGCUUUGACAUAGUCUCUCCUAAAAUCAGUGCCACAUUUGAACGAGUUCUCCUGAGGUUAUCUACACCCUUUGUCAUUCGGACCAAACUUGAGGAUUCUGAUUCUGAAAGUAAAGAUAAGGUGAUGGAAAUUAAAGGACAAAUGAUUCAUGUGCCAGAAUCAAACUCAAUAUUAUUUCUGGGUUCCCCCUGUGUGGACAAGCUGGAUGAGCUGAUGGGCCGAGGCCUCCAUCUUUCGGACAUACCUAUCCAUGAUGCUACUCGUGAUGUCAUAUUGGUUGGGGAGCAAGCGAAGGCGCAGGAUGGCUUGAAAAAACGAAUGGAUAAGCUGAAGGCAACGCUAGAAUGUACACACCAAGCCCUGGAAGAGGAGAAAAAGAAGACAGUAGAUCUCCUUAUUUCUAUUUUCCCGGAAGAGGUGGCUCAGCAGCUGUGGCAGGGGCAGCAGGUUCAGGCCAGGAAGUUUGAUGAUGUCACCAUGCUCUUCUCGGACAUCGUUGGCUUCACUGCCAUCUGUGCUCAGUGCACGCCCAUGCAGGUCAUCAGCAUGCUCAACGAGCUCUACACGCGCUUCGACCACCAGUGUGGAUUCCUUGACAUCUACAAGGUGGAAACAAUAGGUGAUGCGUACUGUGUUGCAGCAGGGCUCCAUAAGAAAAGCCUUAGUCAUGCCAAAGCCAUUGCCCUGAUGUCACUGAAGAUGAUGGAGCUUUCAGAAGAGGUUCUCACUCCAGAUGGAAGCCCUAUUAAGAUGAGGAUAGGCAUUCACUCAGGUUCGGUGCUGGCUGGCGUCGUUGGUGUGAGAAUGCCACGCUACUGCCUCUUUGGGAACAACGUCACCCUUGCGAGCAAGUUCGAGUCAGGAAGUCACCCGCGCCGCAUCAACGUCAGUCCCACCACCUACCAGCUUUUGAAAAAGGAAGAAAAUUUUAUUUUUAUCCCUCGUUCCCGUGAAGAGCUUCCAGAAAACUUUCCAAAGGAAAUUCCUGGGAUCUGUUACUUCCUGGAGGUCAGAAGUGGUCAGAAGCCGCCAAAACCUUCCAUCACAUCUGCCAGAGUGAGAAAGGUGUCUUACAACAUCGGCACCAUGUUCCUCCGGGAGACUAGCCUAUGAGGCCUGCUGCAGAUCAAAGACUCGUCAAAAAAGCACAAGCCCAGAACUGGGUCAUGACAGGGGAGUUGGAGGUUCUUUGUGUCUCACUGCCUUCUUCUGAACAGGCAGUAAAAAGCUCCAUGUAAUGUCAGGCAAUAAUCAUUUUAAAAGGUGGGUAACUGCUGUCAGUAAGCAAAGUGGAGAUAAGGAAAAAAUAUUAAACAAUGUACUUCCACUUCCAGAGGAAUUUCUUUCACAAACUUAAGUCUGGCCCCUCUAUGGCAAACAAAACAACAAAACAAAACCCCAACUCUCAAAUUAGAGGUUGGUCUUGUUUUGUGCAGAAAGGAUGAUGGUUCUCUGUAGAUUUGCACCAGCUAAGCAGAAUUGAGAGUCAGUUCUGAUUAUGCAUUCCUAUAUUUAAUGUGUUCUUCAGUAAGGUAAUGAUGUUUUUUAACUUUAUGAACAAGCAUUUCAUACAUAUACUGUAGAGCUAUUGUAACCUUCCUGGCAGGAGGAAUUAUGACUCAGUACAAAUAUUGUAGGAAUUUUACCUAUUUUUAUACAUAUUUCACUUACUGGAUAAUUACAUUCCACAUACUGUAAGCUGAGUGAACUUAGAUAGCUUUUCAGAAGAAGUUACUGUAUAUUUCAUACAUUCUACCUAUCAAACCUUAUUGUUACACAAGUGGGAAGAAGGCAUUUCUUGACUUUUUGGCAACAAAAAAUCAGUAUUUACAGAAUAAAAACCCCACUUUGGUAAAUCACUUUAUCCGGUUUUUAUGCUGAAACUUUAGAUGAGAACUGUCUUCUUAUAUUAAAAUAAUGUUCAGUAUUUGUCCUACAGUGUUAUAUGUCCAGUCCUUCCAGGACAAUGUAAACAAAGUGCAGGAGAUCAAUGUGUGGACAGAGAAAAGUUCUUUUCCAUGGGUCUUCUUUUCCCUCUAAAUUAUUAGCCAAACUGAUUUUCAGUAGAAGCCCUGAACUUCUCUAAAAAGUUCAUCUAUUGAAAACUUACUCUGAGGAAUUCCAGCAGACACUGGAAGCUAUCUGGAUGCUGGUUUUCCACAUUUUUUAAUAGGACUUGUGCUUGUAAUCCAGAUUGAUUGUUGAAAAUCCAUUCUGUUAAUAAUGAUUGCUCAUUUGGAAAUUUCCUCUAUUGUUUGAUUGGCUGAAGGUUCCCUGUUUUUCUAGUUAAGAUCAAAAAAACACCAAAAAGGGAAAGAGAAAGAAAAAAAAAGAAAAAAAAAAAAAAGGAAAAAAAAGGCCAAUUCUUUGCUGUUGAAAAUUAAUAUUAUUAUUAAAAGUAUUAUUGUCUUCAGUUAAUCCUGUUCAAGCAAGGUGUGUAUCUGGCACAUUUUCAGGUUUAUUUCUCAGGUUUUCUUUUUUAAAAGUUGUGGUGGUCAGUUUUCCUGUGCAGGUGUGCUGCCUUUGGAUCAUACUGGGGUCAUGAUGUUCUGAGCUUGCAGAUUGUUAGUUAAAAUUCGUGCCGUGAUUCCAAAGCGGUUUAGCUGUUCGUGGGCCUUUAAUUACUUUAAUCAAAGAUAAGACUCAGCAGCAGCUAGGAGGCAUGAGAAACUCAGCAUUUCUCUAAUCCAGAACAGAAAUGAGUUUGCUUAUGGAUUUAGUAGUCAUAAAAUGAGGCAUCUCUUGAAAAUAAGUAACUUUCACCACAUUUCAAGAUUAUCCAGCUGGAUCUUUCUGUGAAAGGCAUGACAGUUGUCUGUUUCUCCCCAUUGACCAGUAGCCCCUGUGAGUCAGCAUGGUGCUGCUACCCCAUGCUGAGUAAGUUUCAGGCUUCUGGAUGAGAAAGGACUGUCUUUGAACCUUUACAGACUUCAGCAUUCAGAGGACAUCUGAAAUUACUCUGCAGGGGUGGGUUUUUCCUUGCCUGAGGAAGGAAUGCGAAUUAGCCCAGAAGCCUAUUUUAAAGCAAAUUCCCUCACUUUCUAGUGGGAUACCGAUGUUAAAGAUUUCUUCCAUUGGUAUUAGAGCAUUCUUGGGAUUAGAGGAGUUAUUUUUUUUAUCUUCCUUGAUAAACAGCAUAUGGAAUUCCGUGGCCUAUCUGAAAAAUUACUUAAAAAAAGCUGUUCAAGCUUGAGGUUGUGGAAUUUCCAUCCAAACUACAGAUCUGAGCAUUUCCUGCACAGGAUGACAAGUUUUAGCCAAUAGCCAUUAGUUUGCACAUACACAGGAUGUAGAAUGCAUUUUUUUUACCCUGGGAACACCAGUGAGAUGUGUAAGAAUCAUAAAUGGAUCAAAGUUCAUGUUUCACCACUGAAAGAGGAAUGCCAUUUCCCAGCUAAUAAAUCCAUGGUUCUUAUGUCAUUACUUAGUUCCCUAGAGUGAAUUUUUUUUCAAAUAGCCAUUAGUAGAUUAAGAUUUCAGUCUGACUUCUCUGGCACAUCUUCACUGUUCAGUAGGUGCUGGUGUCAGUCCCAGCCUAUCUGGCCAACCUCUUUUUCUCUUCUUACCACCCACCUAUGUGAAGAGUAUAAAUGUAGAUGUUUAAACCAAAAGCUUGUAAUUCAAUAACUUUUCUCCUACAAUUGACAGUAAGAAACACCUAGGUUAACCUAGACAUUCUACACCUGAUCUUGAUCAGUGGAAACAUUUUUAAUGAAUGAUGGAUAGAUGCUAGUUUUACUCGCAAAUUGGAGAAGCAAUCAAAACCAGUUUGUAUCACCAUCCUCAUCCUCUUAGAGACUUUUUGUUGUAUAAGGAAAUUUAAAAUCAGAGAGAUCUGUGUGAGAACUGAAAAUUGGUAUCUGUAUCACCAUGAAUAUAUUGAUAGUGUUUGCAAAUAACCCAUCUAGCUCCCCGAAUUAGAGUACACUGACUGUAUAAAAGUAUACAGUCUUUGUUUUUCAUAAGCUUAUGUAAAGGUAACAUAUCUAGAACUGCAGCACAGAUGCUAAGUAUUGUCUUACUUGUGUUAUGAUGAGGGAAAUUAAUGAAAACAAUGUGGGUUCUCUGGGGACAUUUUUCUAUGUCAAUGUGAGGAAUGUAAAACAUUCUCGGUGCUUUCUAAAUAAGUAGUUGCAUCUGCUGCCUUUCAUAUUAGGUUGUAGACUUGUUUUGUUGGACACCUUUACAAAGUUAAAUGAAACUUAUUAUAGAGAUUGAUGUUGUCAUGUCAAUUAUGUGGUAGGUUGUCAGACUCAACAUUUUUCCAACAGCACUUACUUUUGGUGAUAGGGAAAAGGUUCUCAUUUUCCUGGCAUUGUCUUCAGAAAUAGAAAGGUUCUCAGAAUUUUCUAUCUUGAGAUGAUGAGGUGGGGAGGUUAGAGUUGCUGAAAUGGUUACAGAAAUCAUAUACUCUAGCUGGAACUUUCUUUCAACUUUUUACUCCCUAUAAAACAGAUGAUCUUUGGUUCCUCUGGGUAAGAAUUUACAUUCUUGUGUUUCUUCAUGUAGCUGCAAGUAGCCACAUCUGCUGUCUUGAGUUUCUGUGCAGAACAAAUCCAACCUCUCUGAAGAGAGAGGGAGAUCUAUUUUGUAUUGCAUAUACAAGGCAAAGGGAAGGACCCCCCCUAGCUGUUCAUUAAUCUCUUUGUGGCCAGUUUCUUGUACAAAAAUCAGGAGGCCAGAGUAAAGAGAGUCCACAGUCAUUUCCCCAGAACAGUUUUUACAGAUCUUGUGUCAGAUUUUUCCAUCUGCUUGAAGGUUCCCAUCACACAGGCUUUUCUGUGAUGCAAUUCAUAGAGAUCAUGAACUUGGGGCAAAAAGGAAAUAUUGAUGAAGUGGUAGGGUGGCAGAUAAAUUUUGUUCUGCAUCCCUCUGGUAAAAUUUGCCAUUCAAAGACAAAAGCCUCUGCACGGGAGAAUUGCUACUAAGCCAGGACUGUCCAAGUGUGGUUUUCAUGUAGGAUCCCAAAGGAUAUUUCAUUUUUAAUUCCAGAAAGCUGAUAGUCAUUAGCAAUGAUUGUGGUUUUGGCUUCUCUGCUCAUUCCCACAUACAGUUUCAGAUCUGAAUCUGUUUUGAAGCCUGGAAACAUGCCUCUGCAAACAGAAAACCAGAGCUCUUAAAACCUUGAUAUUCUUGUAUGGGAAUUGCCUGUUUUGAAGAAAUCCUUGUGAUUGAGUCAUUAACAGUCCAUGGCAGUUCAUAUGUGUUCACAUGCCAUUUCAGAGUACUAUCUCCUCUUGUGCUUACAAUGUUCCCUACCAAGCCCAACAACAGGAUUGGGCAUAUUUAACAUCCAUCUUCCACUUUUUCCUGUAUAAAGCAAGCAGUGCAAAACCAUGACAUGCUGCAUUGCUGCAUUUAAAAGUAUCAGCCCUGCACUAAGAUGUAAACUCUGAUAACCAAUUUCACAUUGUAUAUUUCUUGCUCUGAAUAGAUCCUUCUCUCAGGCAAUUUAAAAAUGAAUGGAAAAAAAAAAAGCACCCAAAACUGCUGUGUGGAAUUGUAAAUGAAUCUGAGACCUGCAUUGGUUGUUGGGGCAGGUUGAAUUGCUGGACAGCUUUCUGAUUCUUCAGCUGCCACAGGCUGUCUCAUGUACAUGCUUCAUGCAGACGGUCCUGUCAAGGAGUCUAUAAUCCAGAAGCAGCACUGUAAACUUAGGGCAUCUUCUGAGUUUUCCUCUUCUAGUCUCAGGCCACUGCCUCACUUCUGCUGAGUGCUCAGAGCUUGCUGAGGAGAGCUAGUUCCCUGUCCUAAUGCAGCCUCAGAGCUUCUGGCUUCCUUUCUGGAUUCUGGUGGUCUUUUGCAAAACUGUGCAUGUGUAGUAUUGGAAAUAGGAACAUGCCUAAAUUAGCAACAAAACAAAAAGCUUAAAAAAGCUUGUCAAACUCAGAGGCAGUUGGUUCCUUACCCUCAAGGUAAUACAUUAUUCAUAAUGCUGUAGGAUUGAGGGUGCCAGUGACAGGAGAGGCUAUGGAUGAAUUGAAGAUGCUGAGUGUGCAGCAGCCUCAACCAGUAGGAGUAGUUGAUAGGCUUUUGCUUCUAUUAAUAAUUCCAUCAUCUUGCAUGCUAUGUCCUGCUCUUGGUCAGGGUUCUGCUCUCCAAAAGACCUCCACUUUCCUUCCCUUAGCACAUUGUAUGUGACAUGGUGAAUAAUUCCUGUUGUUGUUCUAAUUAGCAUAUACUGUUGACAUGGCUGCUUAUGUCUAAAGAAUAACUGGGGUUAAAGGGCUGAUCUUACUCUUCUUGCAAGGCAAAACUGCUGCAGUGACACAGCAGGCACUCGCAUCCUUAGAGAGGGAAAACACCACAGUGCAAGUUAUCACUGGUGGAUUUGGGUGAAGUCUGUAUUAACAGUCCAUGGGAUGUUUUUAGCUUCCUUCCACAAGCACCAAAUUUAUCUGUGCAGAUAGGAGUUACUCCUUAACAACAUUAUUAAUUUACAAUGCUUGAGCAGACAUACAACAAAAAUCUGUGAAAUAUUUAAUCUCAUAUACACAAUUGAUCUUUUGUGGCUUGGCUGUUAAUCAUGCUUGAAAGCAAGAGAAACAGUGAAACUGAGGAAUGCAGCAAUUCAGUCAUAAGCAAUGGAUCGUUCACCUCUGCAGAUGCUAACUUGCUCCUGUGGCUUAGAAAGGUUGACCUCCAGUUAUCUGUGGUCCAGGUUGGUGUCACUGUGUCACUGUAGCAACAAGAUGGCCUCUGAAAACAGCAUGAGGCAUCUCAGUCUGCUUCCUUCUGGGCUGGGGUUCACAUUAGAGAGCCCAGUGUAACAUGUGAUGCCAAGUGGCAACUUUGCUGGCAGCCUUAGCAAAAGGAUCAGCGGAGGCAGAUGUUAAAACAGCUGUUUGCUCCAGGGAUUUUAGUUUCCAAAGGCAGAGAGAGGCUGAAUGUGUUUUAAUUUGGACAAAAAGAGAAGGGAGGAUUUCAGAGAAACAAGUGUCUUCCUGGCUAGCAAGGAGGCAGUGGAAUUAACAUGAUUCAAGAGGGAUAUGCUGAUUACCUUGGCUGCAGCAGCACCUUCAGCUGUCUGGCCCUCUUUGGCAUUCCAACAAUCUAGCUUCUUUUGAAAACUGGAGGACAGGUAAGCACUUCAGGCUCUUGUCUCUUUUGCUUUAGAAAGAGUAUGAGGCUGCCUAGAUAUUUGAGUGUGCUUAACUUUCUCAGUGACCACAGAUGGCAAACUUAGACUAGACAUCUGUUUUUUAAGAUGGCCAAGAUAAGUGAGACUGAUCCCAUUGAAUUACAUUCUUUUCAGCCCAAGUGCUAUGUCUCAAAUCUUCUGUUGUGCUGCUUUUCAGCAUCCUGCACUGGCCAAAAUAAAUUGAAUCAAACAAGUGUCAGAGGGAUAGAUAAGCAUGCUCCAGGAUAAAUAGUUACCAGUGUAGCCAUGGUGACUGUCCCAAACAUGGGCUACUGUGGUUCUGCAAAUCCCUAAUGUCUGAACCCUUUGCAUAUGAUACAUGAUAUGCACUGCCAGUCACAACUCUCAGAUGCCAUUAAGGGUGUGAUUUAGAAAAGGUUUUGAGCUUUGAGCGCCUAGCUCAGUUAUGCAAAAUCUGUGUGCCACAUUCACCUGAGCUGUAUGCCAGAAUGCCUGCAUAAACCUUUUCCUGUAGUCAAGAUGGUAAUAACAUAUAUAGAUUCUAAAGAACAGAGAGAUAGUUGCCAGGUUAUCAUUAACACACAUUUUUUAUGCUUUUGUGAAUUUGUAGGCCCAAAAUUAACUUUCCAUUAUCAGAAGGUCUCACGUUGAGCUACUUGUUUUCUAGGUAAUUAUUCCUUAGCAAUACUCUCUAAUGACUACUCUUGAAGCAAUAAAUAAAGCCAUGCUAAUCUCUUCUAUGUAGGCUCCUGUACACCACCUUUCAACUUAACAAACCACUUUUCAGUGGGACAUUAAAUGGCAGAAUAACACCCUUGUUAUUCCUUGUUUGUCCUUCUAUCCUCUUCCUCAGAGAAGAAGAGCAUGUAACUUUUGAGGUGGUGUUCUUUGUUAGUUUUCUAAAAGUGUAUGUUGCUUCUUAAAUAAGGAAGAGCAAAAUCAGAGGUAUAGAACAGAAUUAGAAAAGAGUUUGGGAUGUAAACAGUAUUUUAAAAGACUGACCACUGAGUGAGACUAGUUUCACAUCCUAGAAACACAGGAAGAAAUACGAGUAAUAGAUGUAAGAUAUACCCAGGAAUGAUAAAUAGGAAUAAUAAACGAGGCAGGUAUAUAUAGUGGAUGACUUCUGUUUUAUACACAAUAGUAAAUAGAUGCUCAAACUGAUUAAUGCCCACAGAGGGGAAAUACUGUUUAAUCCAUUUUGGCAUUUGUUUAUUACCAGUACAUCCCUAAGGUAUUGGUUUUUUCCUUCCCUAAUGAGAUUGGAAGAUACUGUUAAAUCAAUAUCAGAGUUUCUGAACUUAUUUCUUAAGAGCAAACUUAGGAUUAAAUAACCAUAAAGAGAUUUUUUUAGAUGUGAGCCACUGCAUGGGAGAACAGAUCAUGUGGGAAAGAAAAAGGAGGUACUGACAGGUAUAUUUAUUUUAGAAGUUUCUAUGGCACUUCAGGUUGAUUGAAAUAAUUCUGAAACUGCACACUGAAAGCAUGGCUUCCCAGUUUAGAUUAUUUGCAUUUCCUAAGAAGGAGCAGGUAAAAUUUUUCAAGGUACAUUAAGGGGUAUACUUCUCAAUCUCAUUUUCUCUGCUUAACCACAGCCUCUCUCUGAAAGUUGAAUCUUGCUUUGCUGAAUGAUUCUGAAGUUCUAAGUACCUAAAUAAGUUUUGAAAAUAUGGGUUAGGUUCUCUAAGUCCCAUGUGCUUUAUCAGUGUUUAAGUGUGUAAACAUUCCUCUCUGGAAACUUCUUGUAGGUCCUGCAAGUGUAUAAAUAAGAAGCAUCUGAAGAAAGUGAAGUCUGUGUGUAGGAGAGGGCAGCUGGAUGUGGUGCUGAUGUUAGCUUUCAUCUAUUUGGAUGAUGCAGUGAUUAUUCAUACAAAGUGCAAGAAGGUAUUGCACAUAGUGUCAUGAACUCUGAGGAUGUAAGGUUGAAUUUUAGAGUCCAUAAUCCUUAAAGUUUUUGUGGAAUUGCAUGAGAAAUGCAUGAUUUUUGAGUUUUUUAUUAUAAGCAUUGAAUCUCCACUUACAGAGAAAAAUUGUGGGGGGAAAAAGAAAAUCUACUAAGUCUAAAUGCAAAGGAGUGUCCUGAUUUUUUGUAUUGUUUGGCUUUUCUGGAAGUAGGAAUAAGAAUUCUUCCAUGAGUUUCAAUACUGAAUGCAACACUUGUGAAGUAACUUUGCAAGCUAGAAAUUUGGAGGUGGUAAUAAGAAUGUCUUCUAAAAAGUAUAUAGGGAUAAAUGUUAACACUUUUUUAAAAAAUGGAGACUGCUUUGCACUGUAAGUAAAUAUUGUUUAGAAAUACCUAAACAGAAAAAAAGCUUGGAAUACUGUUGUAUCAUAAUAAAAAGGUUAUUAUUAUUAUCUCAUUAUCUAUGAGAUAAUCUGCAGUUCACACCCUUCCUUCAGAAACAGUCCUAUAUAUGGAGUUCUCAAGUGCACACUCAACCAAGAGUUGUGUGUAGUAAAUUUCCAAGGAGGUACUGUUUUACCCAGAAGCUUCUGCAGAAAUGCCAUGCAGAUCAUGUUGGGUAAGGCUGAAUUCAACCCUGUUGUUCAGAGCUUAGUAAGAGAUACAGAGCGUCCUAAACCCAAGCUUUAAAAGCGCUUACUGACAGGACAGCAUUGUGCCUUUUACUGAAGUCUAAACAAACCCCGUUCUAGACAAAACUGCCAUCCAUAAACAUCCCAUUAAUACAUGACAUUUAUACUGCCUUGCUGGAAAAUUAGGACUUCACUAAGUUGCAGCCAUUAAGGUCUUUGAUGCUAGAAUAUUCCUUAUUAUUCUUACUUCUCACUGUGCCCAGGUUGCAGUGGGGUUCUCUAGAGAACCAAGGGUAUGGGGAGUUGCUGUAAAUAUGAGAGAAAUUCAGUUGAUCUGCAUUUAAGUAUCUAAAACUUAUGUCUGGUCUGAGCUAGUCGGGUCAGAUCCCUCUACAGUCAGUGCAGACAUCCUGGCAUUUCAAAGAAUGAGCUGUCCUGGAGAAAGUCUUAGGGAUGAGAUAAACCAUUGCCUUAAACAGGCUCUUCUCUUUCCUUCCCAGUGGCCAUUGUGUGGAGGUGAAGGGCUAGUUCAGAUUAGCUGCUGUGCUGUAGGUGAGGUGAAUUCCACUGCAGUUAAGAAUGAGAGGAUGGAAAGAAUAGAACAUCAAAUACAUACAGAGACAAAGACAAGACUGGGACAAGGGCCAGCCUUUAGCCAGUGAUUCAAAGACAUGUGACAGUAAAAUUAUUAAUAUUUAAGAUUUUAGAAGUCUGGCUAGGGGGUUUAUUCUAGUUAGAAGAACAUUCCUUUCAAUUUAAAGCUAUGAACCUGUGAUUGUUGCUAGCUCCCCACUUCAGCUCUAAGAUAGCACUAGUGUAGUGUCUGAUGUAUUCACGAAGAGCCAUCUCUCCAAACCAUCAUCUUAUUUACUGCACUGUUCCUUCUUGGAAUAGCUUCUUCAUCCAUCCAUCCAUCCAUCCAUCCAUCCAUCCAUCCAUCCAUCCAUCCAUUCAUCCCAGAAAUGUAUAUUUUGUUUUUUAACAUUGAAAUGAUAAAUUUUCUUCACCAAUUUUCCUUUUUUUUUUUUUUUUUUUUUUUUUUUUUUUUUUUUUUUUUUUUAAAUUAGCUUGAAACAGUAUGUAAGUCGGUUUCUGUAACCACUUGGGAAAGAAAGGGGAGCAGAGGGUGAGGUGCUGUCUGGAUGUCCUCUUGCUGUGGUCAUAGUUACUAAAGCUUCUGUCUGACUUCUCCUGAAUCAUACUUGUGUUGUAAUGCAGUUGGAGUACCAGAUUCUCCUACAGUAAUUGUGUCAGGCUCUGAACUCAAGAGGAGUGGGAAGAGCCAGGGCUGCCACUCUGCUACAUUGCUCCCAUACAUCCCUCUUCUGUUUGCAGUCACUGUUAUGAUCCUUAGACAUCUGUGAUGAUUUUCACCACAGUCAUGGUCCGUGGGAAAGCUCCUCUUGAGAAGAAUCAACAGUGUGCAGUCCUCCACACUGUGAACUGUUACUCUCCAGAGAAAAGGAUUAGAAAUAGUAUUGUCCUCAAGAGCUGAGAAAACUUGCAGAUUUUCCAUGUACAGUAAACAGUUUCUAUAAUUACCAGGAAAACAAAACAGAGAGGCAAUGAGCAGGGCCAGCCCAUCUCAUACACACUGCUGUGAUAAUCAAAUCCAAACCCUGUGGAAUUGCAGGCACAUUAUUCUCACUUGCUUUAAAGGUCAGCUAAGAAGCUGAUUUCUCAAAUGGGCUCAUAGCUCUGAGACAACGUAACACUAGUCAUUUCUUCCAAUAAAUUGCAGUUGUCGGAGAAACUGGAUUAGUAACUCAUGGAGCUAAAAAUAGACACCGUGGGCUUGCCAGAGGAGGGUGAAUUCACUAACAGAGGUGAGGGUACAUUAAAAUAUCAUAACAUCUGGAAAAAAACCAAAAAAAAAUGCUCAGCUGAAAGCAAGCUAGCCAUAAAAUUACACUGAAAACAGUUGCAAUCACAAAGAAGAAGUAUAACAAAGUUUACUCUUAAUUCUGUUUUAUUCACCUCCUAAAUCCACCUUGCAGUUUCUGUUUUAUCUGCCUAAUCAGUUUGGCCACAGUCCCUUCAAAGUUCAGUACCUCAAGUUAAGCAUUGAAAGUCAUGUUAAAGCCAUUAUUUCAAUACUGAAAAAGAAGUUUUUGGCUUGGCAUUUACAUCUUCUUUGCAAGAGGGAGGAGGAGACAAUUUAUUGCUAAAUUUAUUCAAUUGAUAAAUAAAAACUUAACUCCCAAACCCCAAAUCUAAUAACAAUGCUACAGUGAAAGAAAAUUUCCAAGCCUCAGUGUAUCUUUACUAAAAAGUGGAUAAUUAUUUUCCAUUGCCUCAAAUAUUUGCAUUUUAAAGAAUUCUCUUCUGCACCAUGUUGCUUCUUGCUUGGAUAUAACAAAGUAAACAAAACAAACCAUUUUACUCUUAAUUCUUCUUCAAUUACUUAUUUUCCGCAGCAGGGCAAUUCCACCCUGAAGGAGCAGUAAUCCACUGCAAAUAGGGAACCUCAGUCUGUUUGAUCAAGGUGAAAAAUUCUUCAAGGUACAAGCUGUGUCUCAGCUGAAGACAGGGCUGACAGUAGUUGCAUGCAGUUUCUACUAUAACUUAAGUAAUUAUUUUUAGUUACGUAUUCACAAGCUGACAUAUGCAUAGCUCAGGAAUAACCUUCACCACUUUCUUUAGAAAUUCUCACUGUGCUAUGUGUCUUUUCUGCACACCUGUUACAAAAUCUCUGCAUUUCAGACCUGAGGCACUGAGAAGUGUAGGGUACAAAUAAUAAUUUAUGUCAGCGAAGCAAAUCACUGUGAAAAAUACUUGUGAAGUAUGCACAUUGUCUUUAGGGUAUCUUAUAAACUAGAGUUCUUUUUGCAAAUUUUUGUUCUUGCAGAAGUCCUCAUUGUAAAAGAGGUCAAGAGUAAGCUUGAUUUUGGGAUUUAUUUAGCAUCAAUGCAGUUUAUCUGGAAUUCAGUGUGGAGAUUAUUACCAGGGUGUUAAGGUUCAGUGGUGGAACAGAAAUGUCAGGACAAGCAGCACCAGCAGUUCUCUGCAUCGCACGUCCUACGCAUUAUAUACACAUACCAUGGCAUACUUUGUAUUUUAUAGAACAUGAUAUGACUGCUUAAAUUUGUAGAAAGAUAGUUAGGGAUAAAUAAUGCAAAAUAUGUGGACAUUGUCUAAUAGCUAUCUUGAGAUAUUAUGGAUAUAUUGUCACGUACCCUUGGGUUUAUUCCAAACUCAUGAGCUUUUAGUAUCCUUCCUUACUUCAGUAAGAAAAGCAUGGCAGUCUUCAUCCCUUCAGUUUUUAAACUUCAGUUUCUUUAAAGACCAGAGAUUAAUGACACAACUAUUUUCCAGCUAUGUAUUUUAAGAGAACAGUAACUGUUUUGUUUGGGUUUUUGAAUUUUUUUCCCUGAAUAUGGUGGGCUCCACUGCUAGGACUGACUACAUUCCUUCUUGCUAUUAGUUAACCUUUCCCAGUUCACUAAAAUUCUGCUUAAGUUCUUUGCAGGAUCCCAUAGUGUUUUGAAGAGGUUAUGUGUAUUCUGUAUGUGCAGUUCACAGGUGCAGCACAAAUAUUAAGGUGUUCUCAGAUCACCAUCCUGGAGAUGUCCAGCCAAUUAUUUCACAGCCACAAAUAAUCCCCUUACUGUCUUAGUCACUUUGCUCUGCCUCUAUGGCCAACCUUAGAGAAGGAACUGAAUCCUACUAAAAAUAAUCUACUGGUUUAUAUUUGUGUAUUUCAAUGGGAUUCAUUUGUUAUAAGGAGAAACUUUUGCAAAAGAAACAUGUAUUAUUGGCAUGAAAUCCAAACCCUGGGCUGACCAAGUCAUGGUUCAGUCGCUUCCCAAAGCCUUUGAGAACAAAUUGAACUUUUCAUGCAAUAUCUUGCCUAGAAGUAGUGAUAAAAAUUUUCCAGUUGUCUGUGACUGUGAUCCUGAGUCUCCCUUCUAAUCCCAAGUCAUGAAAUUCAAGAAAAUGUGAACGGAAAGUCAUUUCUAAUACUUGUUCAAACAAUUUUUCCAGGAACCAACUGAAAUUGGUGACUUAACUGGUGAUUCAUUCAGGCUCAUCUUCAUUUCCUCUGAAAGUAAUGCUAGAGGACAAUUAACUUUGAUGCCUUAGAGUUGUAUCAACUUUUCCCUUUAAUUUCAGUGUUGCCAAAGUAAAGUCUGAGGGCUAAUUCCUAUCUAAGGUGGUCACAAACAUCUGUAGUAACAGAGCUAGACACAUGUGAAGGUAACUUGGAUUAUUGUAAGAGGAUGGACUUUCACCUGAGUUCAUGAUGCUCAGUCCUGGGAGUGGGAAUUUUAGGAAGAGUUAUGAGCCACCCAUUGCUGCUGUGUCAUUUACUGAGAGCAGACCAAAGGGACAGAACUGUUCAGUAGAGUGCAGUUUUAAUUUCAGCUUUAUGAAUGCUGAGAAUUGCUGCUUGUCUUGUUUCAAACUUCUCUGUUCUGGAUGCUGGAUAAAAAUAUUUGGUCCUUCUAAAAUGUGAAGAUUGACCACCUCAAAGCCUGCACUCCUGUGGAAAUGGACAAAUAUCCAUCCUCUGGGUGCAUCUGCUUUUUAUGUAGUUCUGUAAUACUGUUUUAGUGUUGUCUUAAAAAGCUUAUCUGAAGAGACUUGUACAAGCACUAAUAAGAAUACAACCUUGCACUAUCAAUAAUGGUUGCAUAGCAUUAAAAUAAUCUUGGAUGCCAUUAAAGAAUACUAGAGCUCUAUCGGGGUUUAGAGCACUGAGAUGUUUGUGAACCUGAACCUGUUUGUAUAAAAUUUCUUGCAAAGAUUAAUCUAAUUAAUGACAGAAUUUCCAUUUUAGUGAUACACAGAGGAGGUAAGGUAGUAACCCUAGAGAUUUCUGUCAACUUAAUGAUUAAGAGAUUUAUUUUAGUACUCUGUAAAUCUGAACAUUAUUUUAAAAUAUCAGCCUGUGAUCUAUUGGAAAGGAUGGGGUGGGUUAGAGUUCUACUAUCAGAUGGCAUGAACAGAAAAGCUCAGAAAACAUAUAAGCCAGGCUCUUCCCACACUGAAAUCAAAGGAUUAAUUGCAAAAUUGCAUCUGAUUACUUGUCCUGUAACUAGCUGUUCAGUAAAGGAAUCCACCUGCUGACAGAAGCAGAGUCCAUACAAACUAUCACAUGCUGCAUUUCAGAUUUUUAUUGGGAUUUGUUUGGAAGACUUAGUGGUCUGGAAGUUCCAGUAAGUACCUCUGGUUGAAAGUUGCUAUUUCAGUUAUGAUUGCUUCCCCAAACCAACUGAAUUUAUUACUAACCAAAGACUUACCUACUUGAAAAAAAACAAACAAACAAAAAACAAAAAAAAAAAAAAAACAGUAAAGUUUGGUUCUGUCAUUUGUGUCUUUUGACUGUGAGCAGUUGAAGUGCAUGAUGUAUUUACUAACCAGGCUUGUGCUGUGGCAUUGAACAAGUUAUUCAAGGCUGCAGCACCAGUAUAACACAUUCAGAAUUCUGUAUUAAUCCCCUCAUGGGAACAUGAGUCUAUGUAAAAACUUGAUGUGCCAUAUGUGUAGGCCAUGGGAAAAUUGUGUGUGCAGUGAACUAUAUACGGUCUUAAAAGCUUUAACAUUUGUACUGCUCUUCCUAUAACAGAAUGUAUGUCUUGAUAGCUGUUGAUCCUAUGAGCUUCUGGAAAAAAACUGUAAUCUAAAGUUUAUUCUUCUUGUCUUAAAAUUACUACUUUUUGUCUAAGUGUUUACACAGACCUGCAUACAGCAAAGGGUCUUUCUCCAUAUGUUGCUGGGAAACGGAAAAGCAGAUGCUAUUUGUAAAUCUUACAGGCUUAGAGAGAUCAGUGAAUGCCUUUCUUGAAUCUCCUCCUGAUAAGCCAAUUCUAUUUACUAGCAAAUGCAAACAGUGCCAAUAGCCAGGGCCUUCUUUAGAGGAAACAAAACAGCCUUGUUCUGUACCACUUCUAUUGAUACUUCUUAAUUUAAUCUUUUUGCCUCCUUUUGAGUAGGCUUUGGUGAUACAAUUCUUCCAAAGUGUAACUGAGGACAGUUUGCCUUUUUUACCAUUCUUUUUACAAAGCCUCUGAAGGUCUCAAACAAGAAGAAAAAACUUUACAAAACUCAUGCAGGUAUGUUAUUAACAGGUAGCUGAAGGAUAAAACAGCCUUCUCAGAAAACCCCAGGCUAUCUUUUAACAGCGUGCCUGCACUGUGUUGUGACUUGACAUAUUGCUUUCAUGGUGUGACCUGCUAUAAAUGGUGUUUGUUACAAUUAGGUCUUUUUAGUUUGUCCUAAAAGAUUUUACUUGUUUGUCAUCAUAUUAGAAACAUAAUGUACACUCUAUAAGAAAAGCAAUAUACAAUAUACUAUACAUCUUCUAUUUCAAUGCCUCUAGUUUUAGGCUAGUAUUCAUAUAAAUGUUUAUAAUCAAAAUACAGGUUUUCUUGUUCUUCACAGGACCAAGCAAAGUUUUGCCUUGUCUAAAUACUAACAGUAACAUUUCUAUUCAACAAAUACUCUUUUCUCAUGCUUCUAGUUUACUUGUGGUGGGCUUCAUCCUACUGAUUCCCCAUUAAUGCAUUUGAAAGGGAAAAGUGAUGAGCUAUUUCAGUGCAUGACCUUUGUACAGUACCUGAUUCAUAAAGAUAAAUAGAUCCAAAAUUUCAUUUAUGAGUUACUAGUGACCAGCAAAAGAACAAAAAUCCUUUGACAUUUCUUGCAUUGCUGACACAGUUUUGCAGUUUCUUGAGUCAUUAUAAUGGAUAUAUUUGAUGAAGCCUUUGCCAUAGAGGCUGGCAUCUUCAUAGGAGUUGUUCCAAUUUCUGCUUCCAGUUAUAAGUGGGAGUGUACUGUAGUGGAAAAAUUAUUUGGAUUAUAAAAAAAUAAAAAUCCAAGUUUUCUUCAGGACAGUUCUCACUUUAUUUGACCUCAUCCUCUGGUAAGUAGCUCACUUUAGUUCUUGUCAUAAUAGUAGUACAAUAUCCAUAAAAAGUGUUUCUCCAGAGAAACUUCACUCAAAAAUAUUUUGAUCCUGAUUGUGACUGGGAUGCCUCUAUUUCAGAGCUAAGUCACUGAAGAGGUGAUCAAAGAAGACAGAAUAUUAGGACAAAUCAAAAAAAUUUUGUGUAUAUGGCUAAAAAGGUGAUAUGAUGGGGAAGUUAUUGAAUUGGUUUUUUUCUCAUUAAAAUUUGCUGAUUACAUAACAACUGCUCAUAAAAUAUUUUUUUUUCCUUUACUGUCUUUCUUUUGAAGCCAAAAGAUCUCCAAGGCAAAAAAAAAAACCUGAUGACUUUGUACAAAUUACAUAGCAAACACAAUCCAGACACCAAAUCCAUCCAGACUUUAGCAGUCCCAAAGUUAGCUAAUUGACUGGAAGUCAUUGACAGAGCUUGUUCUUCUGAACAUUGUAAUAACACAGUGUGAAAUGCAGUGUGUUGGCUGCUCAAGAUACCACCCAGCUGUAUUUAUUAUUCUUCUCCCAUUGCUUGAAAAGAAAAAAAAAAUAAUAGCUUAGGUCUGUGUCUCUGCAUUACUCGAGUUCUCAUAUGUGCAGACUGCAUCUGGUAGUGUGUUGUAGACUUGCUUUCUCAUGACAGAGAAGAUGGUUUAUCUCUUUUGUAGUACCCUUUUUUUUUUUUUUUCCCUGUCUGGAAUUUUUUGAUAUCUCUUCAACCAUGUCAGUAGCUUUUGGGGCUGUUCAAUGCCUGGAAAUCCUGGAUAAAAGGCCACACUAAACAUUUGCAGAACAAUCCUGCAUCUCAGGUGAGAAGUUUUGUAAGGAUCUUUUAGGUUCAUUGCUAGGGGCAGACCAACUUUUUGAGUUCAGCGGGCUCACCUUAUGCUGUAGAGCUGAUGUGUAAAGGCAGAACACAUGUUGACACAAUUCUCAGAGCAGACACAUAGUCAAUGCAGUUCAGAGUGACAAAUCCUGAGAAAAACAGAAUUUGCAGCAAUUGGAAUUUCUGAUGUUGGCAGGAGUACAUGAUUUGUAGCACCUACUGUCUUUUGUGUCAUGGAAACUAUCUAGAAAUAUAGGAAAAUAAGAAGGAAAGAAAAAAGAAACCAAUUAGGACAAUUAUGAGGCAGAGCUCAUUUAUCAAAUUUCACGUUCCAGAGGUAGAUCUAAAACCAUUCAAAUACAGCAGUCAAUGCUGAUCAGCCUUCACACAGGAGUUCCAUCUCAAUUUCCAUAUGUAAAUUUUAUACUGAGCAGCUAUAAUACUGCCACGGGGCAGGAGGUGUCUGACUUUCUAAUAACCACUGUUUAAAGAUUGGUGGCUGAAGUGGUCAAUACCCAAAUACCCUGCUGGGUCAUGGAGAGUAGGGCUCAGUUUCCAGCAAGGUUCUGUGGUAGGAACUUUGAAUGUUGUUGUGAACCAGGACUGAGCAGAGGAGGUCCUAAGCCUUCACAAAGCACACGUCCAGGACCAGUUUUAACACACAUCCUGCACACAUGCCUAUGUAUUUUAUGAAUCAGGUCUGUGAUCAAUGUUUCGAACAGCUCGUUUGCUGCAGUUUCAUGGGGUUAUUCUCUCUUCAGUUUGCAAUGUAAAUAAUAAUGUACAUCUGCUAUUUUAUGAUACAAAUGCCAUGUGAGUUGCUUAUUUUUAAAAUGAUAUAUAGCUCUGUUAUGAUUUAUUUGCGAUGCCAUCUUACAGUAUUGGUUUAAUAUACAAUGUAUCUCAAUGGCAUGAGUGAAAAUGCUUAUAUUUUGCGAUGUCAAAUAUUUUAUUUUUGUUUUUUAAAAUGAAUACAUUUCAUCCUAUGCAGUUCCAUAAAUGUUUCUUAAGUGGCUCAUUAUGUCUGAAAGUAUUGCUUCCUCUCCAGUAGUACAAGCAUAAGAACUAAUAUUCCUGAUCAAAAUCAUCAGCUAUAUCAUCUAGCAAUUUCAGAUUAUAAAUGUAUGUACAAAUAUGUAAGCAUUUAUAGUUAAUCAGAACAUCUACUGUAUCUUCCUUGCUUUUCAUGUAAUGAUACAUUUUAAUCAUUUUGUAUUUUUUAUUUGUAAUUAUUUGUGACUCAUAUGCAGUGUAAAUAAUAUGUUUCAUUAUUCAAGUUUUCUAGGUAUUCAAGACUACAAAGAAGUUUGUAUAUGAAAAGAAAUUGAUAGUAGAUUGGAAUGACAUAAAAUAAAGUGGUGAUGACUAUGUUCUAUUUAUACUGUUCAUUUCCAUGUCUGUUAAAGAAAAAAACAUUUCAUUUGCCCUUUAAUGUCCAACCAGUUAUUUGAAGUAUAUUUACAUCAAUAAAUCAUGCAAAAGUCUGUUAAAAUUCA
This is a messenger RNA of Parus major (Great Tit), 19646 nucleotides long. It is a transcript of the gene GUCY1A2, whose product is annotated as guanylate cyclase 1 soluble subunit alpha 2. Gene Ontology annotation, biological process: response to oxygen levels; cGMP biosynthetic process. Gene Ontology annotation, cellular component: guanylate cyclase complex, soluble. The transcript has 7 exons. Gene Ontology annotation, molecular function: heme binding; guanylate cyclase activity. The record is from RefSeq and is a predicted model, not a curated record. The annotation marks the transcript as partial. Lineage: Eukaryota; Metazoa; Chordata; Aves; Passeriformes; Paridae.